CUCCUUCUCUCUCUCCUCCUCCAUUGAUCCUUUAGCUCGGAGAUACCUCGCAGACUCACUUCAGAAACUAUAUAUAUUGGAUGCGCUGAAGCUGCUCCUCUAUCAAUGGAUAAACUUCACUUCAACUUGUUUCCACUACUUGGACACUAAUAACCUGAUCAUGAAUGGGCGAGAAUGAUUUGCAACCAUUAACUGACUUAGAACUUGCUUUGGGAGCUUCUAAUCAGCGCAUUCGGACUGGAUCGAGGAUCGAGUCUGGUGCAGGUGUAAAUGCAGCAGCUUCAAGGUUAAACAUGACAUUUGUAGCAUCUGAUCCCUUAUCUGAGAUAGUGUGGUCUCCUCAUAAAGGUUUGAGUCUCAAGUACACUGAUUCUAGAUUUUCUGAUCAGAGACCCCAUAACUUCUGGGAUGUGGGGCCGAGCAACAUGAUUCUUUCCCCAUCACAAAGAAAUUCACAAAGAAAUUCACCGAGUAGAACUACUUAUAUGAAUCCUAUCAUUGAGGAAAACAUUACUAUUUCUCAAACCAGAGAGCAAACACGAUUUGCAAAGUCGCAUGGAGGCAGUACAAGCAUGAAUCCAGCAACUGAUCCUAGUUGCAGCCCUCAAUGUGCAGGUAGAGAAUAUGGAAGGGAAGUUGGCUUAAAGUUAUGCUCGACCAGUGAGCCCCGGCAAGAGUUGUUAUCAAAUAGUACGUCUUUAUCUGGAAAAGACAAAGCCAAUCCAGAAAACAGCACUCCUAUGGUUAACCAGGAAUUCACUGCCGAAAGUGGUUUAUGGACUCUGAAGGACAAAAUUGAUUCAGGAAAGAAGGAAUUAUCCCCUCCUGAUACAAGAAACAAAGGCAAAGAGAAAGCCUUGUCCGUUGGAGACUUCAACGACAGGAUGUUGCAAGAUGAGAAUGAUAGUCACGAUAGUGUUGAGAGUUGUAAUAGUGCUGGUCUUUUGUCUAAAGGGAAAAAGAAGUGGAUCUUUGAACACCAAGAUAUUGUUGAGAGUAAACGGGCCAAAAGAGAUAUCCAUGAGAGCCCUGCUUCGUCUUCUUUUCCCAGACAGGACAGUUCUUUCAUGAACUGGAUAUCAAACGUUGUGAAGGGUCUAUCCAAAUCCGAUGAAGCCGAUGCUCUCCCUCCUGCUCUCCCUCUUUCUCUCGUCAACACUGAUACCAGAAUUGGAAACUAUGACCAACAGAUCAUUGUAAGCACAAAAGAUCUGCCAGAAAGUAGGAUUGCAGGGUUUCAGACGAUGUUUCAGUCAAUAUAUUGUGCAAAUCCCAAGGAUAACAAAAAGGGUGAAUCUAAUGGUGAAGAAGAGGCAGACAGGUCAAAAGAACUCGUGCAAGUUGACAAUUCUCAUAAGUCGUCUUCUUUAUUAAAGAGGAAGUUUACAGAGUCCACAUCUGAAGUUGGUGAAGCUCCUUUCAAUUCAGAGAAAGCAAAUAUUAACAUGAUAAGUGGGAUUGCUCACAAAUCCGAACCUUUGGCGAAUUUGUGGAUCACUCGAUUUUCUCAUAAAGCUGCAAAUGUUUUGACUCCUAAAUUAGAUCAUCAAGGUCAAAGAGCAGAGAAGGAACUUGAAUGUCCUCCUGAUCAAAUGAAGCCAAUUAUCGGUCCUCCUGUUGAUCAGUUAAAAUUGGAACAAGUGGUGGAUAACCUUGGUGAUGAUGAUGAUAAAUUUGUUCAUCAUUUUAGCAAUGCUCCGUCUUCACCAAAAGUUAAUUCCGAGGCCAUUGCCUCCAUAUUCGCAAGGAGAUUGGUUGCCAUCAAACACUUUAUUCCUCUGGAUGCAGAGAAAGAAGAGUCUGCUGUAGAGAUUAACAGCAACAACAACACCGGGAAACAACCUAUAGUCGAUUCUCCUGUUCUCAUAAACCCUACUCUGGACUGGAAAAUCUCAUCAGAAAAGAGAGAAUCCAGCUCAGAUGAACGUCAAAAGCUAGUUUCUUGUUCCGGGGAUGAUGUGUUGGAACCCUUGAGGAAGCAUGCAAAUGUGCCGAUAGGAGUGUUUGAGUUCAUAAAGAAACUCCGAUUGACUCGUAUGGAUAUAUUGAAGUGGAUAAAUUCUGGAAAAUCACUUUCGAAACUGAAUGGGUAUUUUAUGCGAGUUCGGCUUGGGAAAAAGGAAGGAGAAGUAGUAGGAGGAACUAGCUAUCAAGUGGCUUGCAUUUCUGGGGAGCAAAAAGAAUGUGUUGAAGAAGGAUCCAAAGUUUCUAUUUCUGUUGUUGUUGUUGGAGGGGUAAGAUGCUCGGUUGAAAGCCAAUAUAUCUCCAACAAAGGUUUUCUUGAGGAUGAAUUGAUGGUGUGGUGGUUUUCGACUGUGAAAAGCAAGAACAUCUUAAUAGCAAAAGACAAGUUGCAGAUUAAGCUAGAAGAAAGAGAGAGGCUUGGGAUUUAAAUUUUAUAUAUUAACUCGAGUUUUUAUUUAAAAGAAAAAAAAGGCUUUUUAUUUCAUUUCAGUUAAUUUCAGUUGAACUAUUUAAUGUUUUUGUAUGAUCACAUAUUUACUUCAUAAAAUGUUUUUGUAUAAUAACAUAUUUACUUCAUAAACAAAGUUUUGCUAUA
Impatiens glandulifera is the source of this 2560-nucleotide messenger RNA. RefSeq lists its product as uncharacterized. Gene Ontology annotation, molecular function: DNA binding. The transcript has 6 exons. The coding region runs from base 165 to 2393 and encodes 742 amino acids. Lineage: Eukaryota; Viridiplantae; Streptophyta; Magnoliopsida; Ericales; Balsaminaceae. The record is from RefSeq and is a predicted model, not a curated record.